GUCGACUAGUGAUGCCGUUUUUGUACCGGUAUAAAACCUAUAAUAGGAUAGGUUUUAGGUUAACCUGUACCUAUCGCGGCAUCACUAUCGUCGACCCCGCCGCAACACUCAACUAACUUAUCAUGUCAGGACGUGGAAAGGGAGGAAAGGUGAAGGGUAAGGCAAAGACCCGCUCCAGCCGUGCCGGACUUCAGUUCCCCGUCGGCAGAAUCCAUCGUCUGCUGAGGAAGGGCAACUACGCUGAGCGCGUCGGUGCCGGCGCCCCCGUCUACCUGGCCGCCGUCAUGGAGUACUUGGCCGCUGAAGUCCUCGAGUUGGCCGGCAACGCCGCCCGCGACAACAAGAAGUCGAGAAUCAUCCCCCGUCACUUGCAGCUCGCCAUCCGCAACGACGAGGAGUUGAACAAGCUGCUCUCCGGCGUCACCAUCGCCCAGGGAGGUGUCCUGCCCAACAUCCAGGCCGUCCUCCUCCCCAAGAAGACCGACAAGAAGGCAUAAGUCUUCAUCAGAACUCCGAAAAUCGGCCCUUUUCAGGGCCACUCAAA
Neocloeon triangulifer is the source of this 544-nucleotide messenger RNA. RefSeq names its product histone H2A. The transcript has 2 exons. The record is from RefSeq and is a predicted model, not a curated record. Gene Ontology annotation, cellular component: nucleosome. Gene Ontology annotation, molecular function: protein heterodimerization activity; structural constituent of chromatin; DNA binding. NCBI's taxonomy places the organism in Eukaryota, Metazoa, Arthropoda, Insecta, Ephemeroptera, Baetidae. Bases 123 to 497 code for a protein of 124 amino acids.